UCGCAGACGGAAACAAGUCACCAGAAAUCAUCGUCCGUCAAGCAAACACCUUCCAGGGGCAUUUUAGUAAAUAAAAAAAUAUAUAUCUCCAAUUCAUAUCUCCCUGUCUAAUCUGUUGUCGUUGUUUAUUAAAUUGAAGCCGAAGCAAACGAACUCGCUCUCUCCAACUUUGCAAUUUUAUUUCGCUUUAUAUUUAUCUCUCCCUUCCUCUAUUUGCGAUCUACUGGUUUCAAGCUGAGGCGGAGGCGGUGUUGCAGCAAUUCGCGUCACCUCUUUGGGAUCACUUUUCGUCUCUCCCUCCCUCCCUAAAUUAACUCCAUGGCGUCGGAAAAUUUCACUGACAAAAACGUGGUGUUCAGAAAACUGAAAGCGAAAUCGGAUAACAAGAUGUGUUUUGACUGUAAUGCGAAAAAUCCUACUUGGGCUUCAGUAACGUACGGGAUCUUCCUGUGCAUCGACUGCUCUGCUGUUCACCGUAGUCUCGGUGUACACAUCAGCUUCGUUAGGUCUACGAAUUUAGAUUCAUGGAGUCCAGAGCAAUUGAGAACAAUGAGCUUUGGGGGAAAUAAUCGCGCUCACGCUUUCUUUAAGCAGCAUGGUUGGACUGAUGGGGGGGAAAUUGAAGCCAAGUAUACAUCUAGAGCUGCAGAGUUAUAUAGGCAAAUACUUUCAAAAGAAGUUGCUAAGAGUAUGGCAGAAGAAGCUGGCUUGCCAUCAUCCCCUGUUACUUCUAGGUCAGCCCAAGCAGCAAAUGGACUUCCUGAUGUCAAGAUUAAUGAUGCUCCUAAAGAAAUCUCAUUAGGAAAACAAGAAACACCUGAUAUAGUUCGUUCCCCAAAAGCUUCUCACUCGGUUAUUACCAGUUCUGUGAAGAAGCCGCUUGGUGCAAAGAGAACUGGGAAAACAGGGGGGCUUGGUGCAAGAAAGCUUGCUACGAAGCCUAGUGAAAAUCUCUAUGACCAGAAGCCUGAAGAGCCAGCACUUCCUGUAACUUCCACAACUAACAACAACAACAACAACAACAACAACAACAACACAAAAGCUGGCACAUCUUUUGCAUCUCGCUUUGAGUAUGUAGAUAAUGUUCAACCUGCUGAGAUGAUUUCUGGUGGCCCACAAGUGAUUAGUCAUGUAUCUCCGCCAAAGUCAUCAAGCUUUUUUGCAGAAUUCGGGAUGGAAAGCGGUUUUCCUAAGAAAGGAAGCUCAAACUACUCAAAAGUUCAACAUGCAAGUCUAGAUUUUGCAAAUUAUGUCUGUCCAGUAAAAAGAAAUAAGGGUCGUCAGUUCUCAUGGAGUAUUUGUGGGAACAUCAAUAGAGUGACAGCUUUGUGUUUUUACCUGAAACUACAUAGUGGAGUUUUUAAGUUAAUUUUAUUUUGUAUUUCAAUGUCAUUGUUUUGAUUUCACUAGGUUUUUGUGUUGGUAUUAUAAAAAAGUCUUGAGUUGAUGGGUUUCCUAAUUCACUUAUGUGCAAGUCUCGUGGUGCUUACUCUUACCUAAAUGCUUUUCUUUUUAGCAUGAUUCUGUACUUACUGAAUAAUGGGUAUAUUAAAUUUGUAUUUUACAUCAUCAAAGGGGUGUUUAUAUUCUGUUAUGAGAUUACCUGUAAGUCAUUCCUUUUCAAUAAGAGGAUUUAAAACACAGUUGAUUUUGUCUGAGAGUUUAUGUUUAAGAACCAUGAAGAUAAAUAUCAUAGAAUAGGUAAUGUUUCUGCAGAAACCUUCUCUCUGUUGGCUGUGACACUUUUGUGUAUCUCAAUUUUUUCUUCUCUAGCUGCAUAUAAAAAGGAUCUUGAUAUUAGUGGUGUUUUUCUUGCUCAGUAACAGUCUUGAUAUUUUAUGUUUUCUAUUAUUUGUUAGCAUUCUUGUCAUCAAUCACUUUACUUAUGUUUUGGGAAUUGCAUGUGACAUUGGAGAUGUUAUGCCCAUUGUUACUGGAAUUUUUCAGAUGACACUAGUGAUUUAGUCAGCAAGGAAUUUGUUUGUUUAGUUCUGUACUUGUUUGUUCAUACAUCCUGUUAUUAUCAGAUUCAGGAAACAGAUGAAGCAAGAAAGAAGUUCUCAAAUGCAAAA
Messenger RNA from Populus nigra (black poplar), 2072 nucleotides. RefSeq names its product probable ADP-ribosylation factor GTPase-activating protein AGD8. The transcript has 5 exons. Gene Ontology annotation, biological process: COPI coating of Golgi vesicle. Gene Ontology annotation, molecular function: GTPase activator activity. Lineage: Eukaryota; Viridiplantae; Streptophyta; Magnoliopsida; Malpighiales; Salicaceae. The record is from RefSeq and is a predicted model, not a curated record. Bases 319 to 1401 code for a protein of 360 amino acids.